Ostrinia furnacalis (Asian corn borer) is the source of this 3354-nucleotide messenger RNA. Its product is annotated as low-density lipoprotein receptor-related protein 2-like. NCBI's taxonomy places the organism in Eukaryota, Metazoa, Arthropoda, Insecta, Lepidoptera, Crambidae. The transcript is spliced from 10 exons. Gene Ontology annotation, biological process: receptor-mediated endocytosis. Gene Ontology annotation, cellular component: apical plasma membrane; plasma membrane; signaling receptor complex. Bases 1 to 3354 code for a protein of 1117 amino acids. The record is from RefSeq and is a predicted model, not a curated record. Gene Ontology annotation, molecular function: hormone binding; calcium ion binding; protein binding.
AUGUUGCGCGAGCGCCGGACUGUGUGUGCCGCGGGCCGCCCGCCGCACGGUUUCCCAGCCUGCCACAUCGGGCAGUUCCGCUGCAGCAACGCGCUCUGCAUCCCGGCGACGUACCACUGCGACGGCUACAAGGACUGCGCCGACGGCUCCGACGAGGCCAACUGCACCGCCAUCGCCUGCCCCGACAACAAGUACCUGUGCCCUAAAGGCGGCCCCGGAGGGACCCACAAGUGUAUUGCCAGGAGCCAGCUGUGCGACGGCAAGAAGGAUUGCGAAGAUAAUGCUGAUGAGGAGACUGCUUGUUCGACUGCAUCAUGUCCAGCGCUGGAAUGCGAGUACAAGUGCGUGGCGUCGCCGGCGGGCGGCGCGUGCGCGUGCGGCGCGGGACUGGCGUUGGCCGCCGACAACCGCACGUGCGCCGACCGCGACGAGUGCAAGGAGUGGGGCUAUUGCCACCAGCUGUGCGUCAAUACUCCCGGCUCGUACCGCUGCGCGUGCGCGCCCGGCUACCGGCUGGUGGACGGCGGGCGCUGCGCCGCGGAGGGCCCGGGCGGCGCGGGCGCGGGCGCGUGGCUGGCGCUGGCGCACGGAGCGGGCGUGGUGCGAAUGGAGCUUCAUGGACGAGCGCCCGCGCCGCUGGCGAAUGCCUCAGCGGCUGCCGGCCUCGACUUCCAUUACAAGAAGAACCUGCUGUUCUGGUCCGAUUUGAAGACGAGGAAGAUCCACUCGCAACAACUGAGCGCGCCAGCGGGACUCAACAGCUACGCAGGCGCCGCCAUAACCGUAGCAGGCUCGUGGGCGCCGACCGCGCUCGCCGUGGACUGGGUGGGCGACAAGCUGUACGUGGCCGACGCCGUGGGGCAGAAGAUCGAUGUCUUCGAGCUGGACGGACGAUGGCACGCUGUGGUGCUGGGGUCCAAUUUGACAAGUCCUGCUGAUAUCGCAUUGGAUCCUACUGUGGGGUUCAUGUUCGUGGCUGAUAGUAGUCAGAUUAUCCGAGCCAACAUGGACGGCACGCACGCCAAAUCGAUUGUAUCCGAAGCUGCUUACAAAGCCUCCGGUAUCGCCGUGGACAUCAUCGCGAAACGCGUGUUCUGGUGCGACUCCUUGCUCGACUACAUCGAGACAGUGGACUAUGAUGGCAACCACCGGUUCCUGGUACUCAGAGGACAGCAGGUCCCCAGUCCCUCCAGAUUAGCAUUAUUCGAGGACAGAGUCUACUGGUCCGACAGCACUAAACAAGGCAUCAGCUCGGUCAACAAGUACGAAGGUGCCUCCAGCAUCCAGGCCAUAUACAAGCAGAAGGACAUCCGAGACCCCAAAGCUAUAACUGUGAUACAUUCUUUAAAACAAACCUCAGUAAACAAUCCUUGUGGAAACAACAACGGCGGCUGCUCGCAAAUGUGUAUAGUGACCGCGCUGCCCAACGGUGGGCUCGGCUACCGCUGCGCCUGCAACAUUGGCUACAGACUAGGAUCUGACUUAAGAAACUGUGAUCUCGUCAAAGAGUUCCUUAUGUAUUCCCAGCAGAGGUUCAUCAAAGGAAAGGUCUUGAAUCCCGUGAUAGAAGGAUUCAGCGAAGCUAUUUUGCCAGUCGUGUCUAGAAGGGCGCGAUUUGUAGGUCUAGAUUUUGACUCAAGGGACGAACAUAUUUACUAUUCGGAUGUCUUACAAGACGUCAUAUACAGGGUACACAGAAACGGGACGACGAGAGAGAUCGUUCUCGCAUCCCAGAACGAGGGCGUGGAAGGUUUAGCUGUCGAUUGGGCAUCCAAAAACUUGUACUACAUCGAUUCUAGGAAAGGAACACUUAACGUUCUAUCGACACGAAACGUGGCUUACAAAAGGACUCUCCUGAAAGACUUGAAAAGACCGCGAGCUAUCGUCGUGCAUCCAAACAAAGGUUACAUCUUCUUCUCCGAAUGGGACCGCCCGGCGAACAUCAGCCGAGCGAACACGGACGGAACCGGUCUUCUGGUCUUCGAGAAUGUCACUCUUGGAUGGCCCAACGGUCUAUCGAUAGAUUUUGAAGAGGACAGGAUUUACUGGUGCGACGCUUUACUAGAUCACGUUCAGCACGCCAAAAUGGACGGAACAGACGUGAAGACCGUGAACUCGAGGUUAAUAAGGCAUCCGUUCUCGAUCGUCAUCCACAAGGAGUUCAUGUACAUCACCGACUGGAGACUGGACGCGAUAGUCCGCCUGCACAAGCUCACAGGGGAGCAGGAGGACAUAAUGGUCCGCGAGCCGCAAACGAACCGGUUGUACGGCGUCAAAGUUUACAGCGAGGAUAUCCAGAAGAUUGAUCCCAUGCAGCCGUGCGCGAGAAACAAUGGCAACUGCCAGAAGCUCUGUUUUGCGAUACCGAGGAAUAACACGGAGCUGUUGACUGUGAAGUGCGGGUGUCCCUAUGGAGAGAAGCUGGCGAACGACGGCACCACAUGUGUUGCAGACCCGAACUCGGAGCCGCCGGUGCAGGCCUGCCCCAACUCCUGGGACUUCACGUGCAACAACCAGCGCUGCAUACCCAAGAGCUGGGUGUGCGACGGAGACGACGACUGCCUGGACAACAGUGACGAGGAGUUCGCCAACUGCACGAAAUCAACAUGCGGCCCUUCGGACUUCAUGUGCAAAUCCGGUCGCUGCAUCCCGGCGACAUUCAAGUGCGACAGCGAGAACGACUGCGGCGACUACUCGGACGAGGCGGGCUGCGUCAACGUGACGUGCAGCUCGUCGCAGUUCCAGUGCGACAACGGCCGCUGCGUGCCCAGUACUUGGAAGUGCGACUCCGAGAAUGAUUGCGGCGAUGGAUCUGAUGAGGGCAGCCACUGCGCGGAGAAGACCUGCGCCUACUUCCAAUUCACGUGCCCUCGCACGGGGCACUGCAUCCCGGCGUCGUGGGUGUGCGACGGCGACGACGACUGCUUCGACAAGCAGGACGAGGCCGACUGCCCGCCCGUGUCCUGCCUCGCCAGCCAGUUCAAGUGCGCCGACCUCAAGCAGUGUGUGCAGGAAGCGUACAAAUGCGACGGCAUCCCGGACUGCAACGACGGCAGCGACGAGGCAGGCUGCCCGUCCCUGGCACCGCACCAGUGCCAGCCCGACAAGCAGUUCCAGUGCCGCUCGUCCGGCAUCUGCAUCCCCACCACCUGGUACUGCGACGGCACCCCGGACUGCGAGGACCUGUCAGACGAACCGACGAUCUGCGGCACGGUGCAGUGCGCCGCCAACUACUUCCGCUGCGACAACGGCCGCUGCGUGUUCAAGGCCUACGUCUGCGACGGCAACGACGACUGCGGCGACGGCUCCGACGAGGGGCUCAAGCACGCCUGCAAGCCGCCGCCGUUCAGGUAA